CAGACGUGUGGAUACGCGUUUUGCUACUUGGGCGAAACCCUUUGCCAAGGAAGGUUCCUAUACCUGGAAGAUCUGUACAUUGAUCCAAAUUUUCGUGGAAAGGGCGGUGGUAAACUUCUCAUGCGCACACUUGCGUCCUUAGCACUAGCAUUAGGUUGUGAGCAAUCGGUUUGGCAAGCUUUGGAUUGGAACAUCGCCGCGCUUAAUUUUUACAAGGGAUUGGGGGCGCAAGUACAAGCUGGACUCCGAACUUCCAAAUUCUCGGCGUCUUUGCUGCACAGGUUGGCU
Phaeodactylum tricornutum CCAP 1055/1 is the source of this 288-nucleotide messenger RNA. RefSeq lists its product with no specific name. NCBI's taxonomy places the organism in Eukaryota, Bacillariophyta, Bacillariophyceae, Surirellales, Neidiaceae. The transcript has a single exon. Gene Ontology annotation, molecular function: N-acetyltransferase activity. The record is from RefSeq and is a predicted model, not a curated record. The annotation marks the transcript as partial.